CCAUCCCUUGCAUGAUUUUCAUCGAAAGUUAGUGAAAGAGUCGGAGGAGAGGGAAGGGGGAGAGAGCGAGCCAGGGUUUCUCUCCAGACCCUGCUUUCUUUUCUUGGUCUUUGCCUUGGAGAGAGGAGAGGAUUUCUCACGGUCGGAGGUGGAAAAUGGACUUCUUGAUCUUCAUUUUUGGUAUCCUAGGAAACAUUGUCUCGCUCUUCGUCUUCUUUGCUCCGGUGCCGACAUUUUACCGAAUCUACAAGGAGAAAUCGACCGAGGGUUUCCAAUCAAUACCGUAUUUGGUCGCUCUAUUUAGCUCCAUGCUCUGGCUUUACUACGCAUUCCUCAAAGGACACUCCUUCCUUCUCAUCACCAUUAACUCAUUCGGAUGCGUCAUAGAGAUGGUGUACAUCGCCAUCUACAUUGCUUAUGCGCUGAGAGCUGCCAGGAGCUCCACAAUCAAGCUCUUUGCUCUGAUGAACGUGGGAUUGUUCUCUCUCCUAAUUCUCAUAAUGCACUUCAUUCCAAACGAUGAUGCACGCACCACGGUGUUUGGAUGGAUUUGCACGACGAUUUCCGUGAGCGUCUUUGCAGCGCCAUUAGGCAUUGUGGCACGAGUUGUGCGAACGAAGAGCGUGGAGUUCAUGCCCUUCUCUCUUUCGUUCUUUCUAACAUUGAGCGCCGUCAUGUGGUUCGGCUACGGUUUCUUCCAAAAGGACUGGUGCAUUAUGAUACCGAACAUCGUGGGCUUUGUCUUGGGACUGUCUCAGAUGGUCUUGUACGGAUACUACAGAAACAAAGGGGUCAUCAUCAUCAAGGACGAGAUCAUGGACGAGAAGCUCCCGCAACACGUCGUUCACCCCCCCUCAGGAAGAGCCUCUGUAGUCCACCCCGUCACCGUUGGAAUCCCGCCCCCCAUCAAUGGCGGUGAAGCCCGAGCGGAUGAGCAACAGCCACAGCCAUCACAACUGCCGGAGGGUGCCGUGGAAGUGGUAGUUUCCGGCAAUGACCCGGGGUCUGAUCAGCCAAGUUAAGUUGGCUCAAGCCCAACUUACCAUCGAGCGGGGCUUUAAUUAAGAAUGUGAAGGUUGUGUCGGUCUAUCCUCCUCUCCAUGAUGAUCCUACUUGCUCUAUCGAUAUCUCUCUCUAUCCAUGUUCGGUUGGUGUACAAUUGUAUGAACAAGAAAGUGUUCUGACAAUCUCUUAGAAGUGUAUUCAUUAUUCCAUUUUCUGAUUAAUGAACAAGUUAAUUACUACUACAUUCGAUGAUGC
Molecule: messenger RNA, 1260 nt
Organism: Eucalyptus grandis
Lineage: Eukaryota; Viridiplantae; Streptophyta; Magnoliopsida; Myrtales; Myrtaceae
Product: bidirectional sugar transporter N3-like
Exons: 6
Coding region: 156-1022 (288 amino acids)
Biological process (GO): carbohydrate transport
Cellular component (GO): membrane
Molecular function (GO): sugar transmembrane transporter activity
Source: RefSeq, a predicted model, not a curated record